This is a messenger RNA of Danio aesculapii, 626 nucleotides long. RefSeq lists its product as uncharacterized. The coding region runs from base 1 to 483 and encodes 160 amino acids. The transcript is spliced from 3 exons. Lineage: Eukaryota; Metazoa; Chordata; Actinopteri; Cypriniformes; Danionidae. The record is from RefSeq and is a predicted model, not a curated record.
AUGAAUAAGGACAGAAAGCCAAUUAGUGUGAUUGCCCUUAUUGUCUCUCUUCUGCUAAGCAUAGCUUUAGGUGAAAAGGACCAGAUGAACCAGAUGUUUAGCAGAGGACUUCGACUUAUUGUAGAUGUUCCACGUGUUCAUGUUGAGCACUUGAUGACCCCGAAGGUGCAUGUUCUUUUACCUGCUGGAGUUGACAGUCGGCGCUCAGAGAAAGUAACUCUUGCAUGUGUCAUUACUGGAUUACAGUCUAAAGGGGUGAAAAUCACAUGGAAGGUAAACGGAGUGACAGGUUUGAAAAAGCAUGUCAGUUCUCCUCAAGUACACAAAGGGCCCGCAGGUACGUUCUCUGCUGUGGGACUGUACUCAGUUCUUGCUCAUAAUUGGAGUCGUGAGAAUGUGUACAGGUGUGAGGUGUCAUACAAAGGACCAUUUUAUCAUAAAAAGGCAGAGUCGUCUCCUUGCAGUCCUUCUGAGGUACUGUAACUGCGUCUUCUGUUGGAGACUCCCAGAUAAGAACCAUCAAAAAUAAGAUCUAUCUGUUGACUGCUGAGCUGGAGGUCGUAUUUCACAUAAACUUUUGAAAGUAAUACAUUCCAAUAUGGAGUUACUUCCCAAAAAAGUAACUA